Amphibalanus amphitrite is the source of this 1604-nucleotide messenger RNA. RefSeq names its product probable tubulin polyglutamylase TTLL1. Gene Ontology annotation, molecular function: metal ion binding; ATP binding; tubulin binding. Gene Ontology annotation, cellular component: cilium. NCBI's taxonomy places the organism in Eukaryota, Metazoa, Arthropoda, Thecostraca, Balanomorpha, Balanidae. Gene Ontology annotation, biological process: microtubule cytoskeleton organization; protein polyglutamylation. The record is from RefSeq and is a predicted model, not a curated record.
GAGUAGUUCGCGCUGACGUCCCGGCGGUCCCGCCAGGCCGCCAUGGCUCGUCUGGCGUACUGUACCGACGUGGACCGGUCCGUGGUCCUCUCCAGUCUGGAGCGGCGCGGCUGGACCGCCGUCGGACCAGAGGACGACUGGAACUUCUACUGGGCCUCGACAAACACCACCCGCAGUCUAUUCAGCGUCGACAGUGGUUACCGUAUGGGAGAUCACCAGAUGAUAAACCACUUUCCGACCCACUACGAGAUCACCCGUAAGGACCUGAUGGUGAAAAACGUCAAACGCUACCGCAAAGAGCUGGAGAGGGACGGAAACCCGCUGGGAGAACGAAACGAACAGGGUCGCUACGUGCACCUGGACUUUAUCCCGGUGACGUUCAUGCUGCCGGCCGACUACAACCUGCUGGUCGAGGAGUUCCGCAAGAGUCCCAACAGCACAUGGAUCCUCAAACCGGCCGGCAAGAGCCAGGGCGUUGGCAUCUUCCUCGUCAACCGGCUGGCGCAGAUCAAAAAGUGGUCCCGCGACUCAAAGACGCCGUUUAACCCGGCGCUCGUGAAGGAUACAUACGUCAUCUCCAGAUACAUCGACAACCCUCUGCUGAUUGGUGGCAAGAAGUUUGACCUGCGCAUUUACGUUUUGGUUACCUCGUUCCGACCGCUCAAGGUCUACCUCUUCAAGAUGGGAUUUUGUCGCUUCUGCACCAUCAAGUAUGACCUCAACACUCAGGAACUGGAUAACAUGUUUGUUCAUCUCACCAACGUCUCGAUACAAAAGCGCGGGGCCGAGUACAAUUCGAUCCACGGCGGUAAGUGGUCCAUGGAGAACCUGCAACUGUUCCUGGAAGGAACUCGCGGCCGGAAAGUCACCGACAAGCUGUUCAGCGACAUCAACUGGCUGCUGGUGCACUCGCUGAAGGCCGUGGCGCCAGUCAUGGUCAGCGACCGACACUGCUUCGAGUGCUACGGAUACGACAUCAUCGUCGACCAGAACCUCAAGCCCUGGCUCAUUGAGGUGAACGCCUCACCGUCUCUGUCCUCCACCACGGCCAACGACCGGAUCAUGAAACAGGCGCUGAUCGACAUCAUCAAGGUCGUACUGCCGCCCGACGGAAUACCAGACGUGCACUGGAACAAGGUGCCGCCGUCGGAGAACCUGACCGACUUCGAGCUGCUCCUGGACGAGGAGAUAGCUGCGCAGCUGGAGAACGCCAGGGACCGCGGACAGGCCUCCAACCUGCCCCGCUGGCGCUGAACUACGGUCACUGUGACUGCCCGGGACAGCUGGAGAACGCCAGGGACCGAGGACAGGCGUCCAACCUACCCCGCUGGCGCUGAGGAUCGCGGACAGGCCUCCAACCUACCCCGCUGGCGCUGAGGACCGCGGACAGGCGUCCAACCUGCCCCGCUGGCGCUGAGGACCGAGGACAGGCGUCCAACCUGCCCCGCUGGCGCUGAGUCUGUGACCCGGGCUGGGGACAGCAGAGGCUGUCUGGGACAGCGGACAGGCGUCCAAUCUACCCCGCUGGCGAUAAAGCACCUGAACAAUGGGAGAGAGGCCAGCACAGCUAUGUAACUUCCACCGAAUCAGGACAUAAAAAAUGU